Messenger RNA from Caenorhabditis remanei, 726 nucleotides. RefSeq lists its product as uncharacterized. The coding region runs from base 1 to 726 and encodes 241 amino acids. The record is from RefSeq and is a predicted model, not a curated record. The transcript has 2 exons. Lineage: Eukaryota; Metazoa; Nematoda; Chromadorea; Rhabditida; Rhabditidae.
AUGGAACCUACCUCAUCUCCACUGGAGAAAUCAAGGAAACAACUAGUAGCAGAAAAAUUCAAUGCAGCAGUUGGGGACAUCAAAAAUGAGUUGAUCAGAAGAGGAUACGAAAAAGAAGAAGAUUUAAAAUCACAAGUAGCCGUCCUCAUGAGCGUGGCUGAGGUGCUUAAUGGAGUCGAUCUGAAAUCGAAGUAUCCAGUGAGACCCCGUCGGAAAUGUGAAGGCAGAAAGACGCUAAAAGAAAUGGAUAAAGAAAGAUUCCAGAUUAGAAAAAAUAAGAAAAACGAUGCAUUUGAUAGUCUGAGGGAGUUUAUCACUCGGGAAAGACUUGUAUAUGGGUCUCCAAAGAGAUUGGAACAGCUCGAAGUGGUGGAAGUUAUACUGAAAUACAUCAAACCCGAUUCAGUUGAUGAUACUGUCGACGGUGCUCAGAUCUCGCCGUCAACGUCACCAGGGCUUCCAACACUCGUCCCAACGCCAACACUCACUAUUCAGGAUCCAGUUCAACCUUCAGUCUUGUCACCUACUCCAGGACUCCUUCCAACCGGAGCUGGCUUCAAUUUCCCACCGGCUCCCUUGCUCAACUUCCCAAGGACUGUAAAUCAAUUCCAAAUGAUGAUGCAGAAGAAUCACAAGAAUCUUCAACUGCAGUUGCAGUAUCAACAGGCUUUCCGGACCAUAAGAAAUCUUCACAACGCGAAUCAGGUGACUCCAAAUGAGGCGUAG